AUGGACGUACAGGUGGAUAUACAAGUAGACGUACAGGUAGAUACACAGGUAGACGUGAUGGUGGAUAUACAAAUAGACGUACAGGUGAAUAUACAGAUAGACGUACAUGUGGAUAUACAGAUAGACGUACAGGUGGAUAUACAGAUAGACCUACAGGUGGAUAUGCGGUUAGACGUAGAGGUGAAUAUACAAAAAGACGUACAGAAGGAUAUACAUCUAGAUGUACAGGUGGAUAUACAUCUAGAUGUACAGGUGGAUAUACAGAUAGACGUACAGGUGGAUAUACAGAUAGACGUACAGGUGGAUAUACAUCUAGAUGUACAGGUGGAUAUACAUCUAGAUGUACAGGUGGAUAUACAUCUAGAUGUACAGGUGGAUAUACAUCUAGAUGUACAGGUGGAUAUACAGUUAGACGUAAAGGUGGAUAUACAUCUAGAUGUACAGGUGGAUAUACAUCUAGAUGUACAGGUGGAUAUACAGUUAGACGUAAAGGUGGAUAUACAUCUAGACGUACAGGUGGAUUUACAGAUAGACGUACAGGUGGAUAAACAAAUAGACCUACAGGUGAAUAUACAGGUAGACUUACAGGUGAAGAUACAGUUAGACGUACAGGUGAACAUACAAAAAGACGUACAGAAUGAUAUACAUUUAGACGUACAGGUGGAUAUACAGAUAGAGGUACGGGUGAGUAUACAGAUAGACGUACAGAUGGAUAUACAGAUAGACUUACAGGUGAAUAUACAGGUAGACGUACAGGUGGAUAUACAGAUAGACGUACAGGUAGAUAAACAGGUAGACGUAAGGUGGAUAUGCAGGUAUUUGGUAGAGGAAGCACUCUAUUUGAAAGAUAAAAUCGGGAUAAAAAGAUAA
This is a messenger RNA of Saccostrea echinata, 870 nucleotides long. RefSeq lists its product as uncharacterized. Bases 1 to 870 code for a protein of 289 amino acids. The transcript has a single exon. The record is from RefSeq and is a predicted model, not a curated record. NCBI's taxonomy places the organism in Eukaryota, Metazoa, Mollusca, Bivalvia, Ostreida, Ostreidae.